Molecule: messenger RNA, 1998 nt
Organism: Seminavis robusta
Lineage: Eukaryota; Bacillariophyta; Bacillariophyceae; Naviculales; Naviculaceae
Source: the annotation of a GenBank genome assembly
AUGGAACUAUCAGCAGAUUCCGGUCACAUGGAUGAGGAGGGAAAAAUGCCGUCGUUGCAGGCAGGUACUCCUUUGAUGGGACAUCGCCUGCCUGAAGGCAACAGUGGAGGUGACUUUUUCUUACUGAACCGAAAGAGAACUGAUUUGCCCGUACUGGUUGUCAACAAAUCCGCGUCUGAUGUAUCUGCAUAUGACAUGGGGGGAAAUCGUGGCUACGUCUCCAAUCUACGAAAUGACCCAAGAAUCCCUCAAAUUUUUCAGAGCAUCGUACAGCUCCCUGAAUCUCUUGAAUCCAACUUGGCUACAUCAACAGCAGCAAGGGCGCCAAUUCUACCAGGGGCCUACGCUGUCAAUGGUAUUUCGCCACGUCCAGUUCAUGAUAUAUUGACAGAAUUCCAACAACCUGAACUUCGCAGGACUCUGGCACAACAUCCGCGACCAACGAUUCCUGGGGCCUAUGCUGUCGAAGGAAUGGGCACUGGUAAUGAUGUGGGGGGCAACUGGGGAGAGUACGGGCAGAUUUCUGAAGCAACAAGUGUUACCGCAGAAUAUUCUGAAUCAAUGAGCGCUUCAACAGAUCAUAAUGAUGGCAAUCAACAAAUGGAAAUUCUAGAACCAGUUGCGCCCCCAAAAGGCAGGCACUAUUGGCGGAAAAAGUUGUUCCUCGCCUUUUCAUUCCAAGCAAACUGUGUUCUCAGUAUCGUGAUACUCCUGCUGGUGAUACUAUUCUUCAUUCUAAAAGUACAAGGCGGCAACUUGAGUCAAUCAACAGAAGAACAGAAUGGGGUGAUUCAAAUUCCAAACACUCAAGCAGCAAAUCCAACAGAAAACCAAGUGGCACCAACAACCUUUUUGGAUUCACUAGAUCUACCAGAAUACACACUCUAUGCGAUGGAACAACUCCACUGUAAUGAGAAAGGAGAAAUCAAAGCAUUGGAAUUUAGGAUCACCAAUAAUCUGGAAGGGACGCUUCCACCCGAGAUCUCAUUCUUGCGCAACAGCUUGAAAACACUUGCAUUCCUGCGAGAGUUGCAAGUCAAAGGAACGAUCCCAACAGAGGUUGGACUGCUGACAAAACUAACACUGUUAGAUUUCACUGCAGUUGCAAUUUCUGGCACAGUUCCAACCCAGCUCGGAUUACUGCAGAGUCUAGAGGAACUCGUGAUUUCUACAACACCGAUUUCUGGCUCUCUGCCUUCAGAGCUUGGAAAACUAGGCAACUUAACAAGCUUCCAAGUGGUCAAUACAGACCUAACAGGCUCCCUCCCUGUUGAAUUCUUCCGAAUGCAUCAGCUAACAGCGAUAGCUGUAAUGCACAGCCCUGGACUGAUCUCUGACUCUCUACUUCCAGAGGUCAUUGGGAACAUGCCAAGACUACAAUUCUUAGCACUCGACCAAAGGAAAUCUGGUGAUGAGAUGCCAUUGCCUUCUGAAAUUGGCAUGCUAUCCGAGCUAGAUAACCUGCAUUUGGCUGACUGGAAAAUAGAUGGCACUCUUCCAAAAGAGCUUGGGCACUUAACAAGCCUGUAUUUUCUGGGCCUUGAGGGAAACUCAAUAGCAGAAACUAUUCCUCCCAUCCUGUUCCAGUUGACGAAUUUGAUUAGCCUAAACAUUGAAUCCAAUCAUUUGGAAGGGUCACUUCCCCCUUUGCUCUUUUCCAAGUUGACAAACUUGCAAUACUUGCGAAUCAAUAACAAUCAGUUCUCUGGCUCUAUUCCAACGGAGGUUGGUCUUCUCUCCAAUCUCAAGAAGCUACAACUACAGAAUACAAAUUUGUCAGGUCCCUUACCCAUGACGGAACUUCUUGCUUUGAGGAAUUUGACAAGCUUGGUAGUCGCAAACACAUCAUUAUCAGGCAGCAUUCCUGAAGAGAUGUGUGGCAGAAUGAGUCAGUGGGAGAAGAGCUGGUUUGGUGGAGAGUUCUAUGAAGUGAAGAGUGAAAAUCCAGUAUGCCAUGGGACUUUCCUCUGUGGUUGCAACUGUACUGGAUGCGUCUAG